This is a messenger RNA of Paramecium octaurelia, 434 nucleotides long. Lineage: Eukaryota; Ciliophora; Oligohymenophorea; Peniculida; Parameciidae. The record is from the annotation of a GenBank genome assembly.
GAAAUGAAAUUCGAUGGCUCAGAUUAAUAAGGUGAGGAUUAUCUUGAUCCUACUAUAAAUACUUCUAAGUAAUAGGAAACAAAUAAUUGUUCAUAAUAAAGAACAGGUCAUUGGGAUGACCAUGAGCACGCUAUAUAUUUAGAAUUUUUAUAAAAUGUCAGAGGUGCGGACGGCUCAUACAAGAAAGGAUAACCAUUAUUUAAAAAAAUGAGUGAGAUUAUAGGAACUAGAUCACCAAGCCAAUGCAGGUAUUUUAUAAUUAAAAUCUAGAUCCCAUCAUUAAAAAUUCAACCCUUACAACUAACUAAUAAAGAAAAGCAAGAAGAAAUGUUUCAAAAAUAGAAUAAAAGUAUAGAGCAAACCAAUUUUAAGGAGUAAAUAAAUUAUGAGGAAAUAUUUUGCCUUAAUUAGAGAAACAACUGAUGAAGAAUGAC